AUGUCAUCAUCCUCAGAGACGGCGAGUCCUUCUAAGCUGGAUCGAAAGCUGAAUAAUUACGCGCCACUUGAACCCACGGACAAAAUUAAGGACUUCUUCCGUGACUUCUUCAAGAUCCUUCCUCCCGACGGAAAAAAACAUCUGGUGGAGGACGUUUUAGGGUGUGCAAACGAUGAGAAGCUUCGGCAACUGGCCCAAAGCAUCAGAACCGGGCUGUUGAUUCCUAUGAAAGCACAGGGUGGAAAAACACCCACUGAAAUCACUCCCUCCCCGCGUCCUGGUGUUGAAGAUUCAAUCGAGGAUCUUAAAAGCCAAGACAUCAACUCUACCAGUAGAAGCGUUCAGUCGCAACUCCGGUCCCACUGUUUAGAAAGAGAUGGUAACAAAUGUCUUGCAUCGGGGUAUUACAGUUACCUUCACCCCUAUCCACAAAACGCAGAAACGGCCCGUCUUGAAGCAGCCCACAUUAUUCCAUUUGCACUUGGAUCCUUCGAUGCAAAUAGCGGCGAGGCUGUGGAUAGACACGCAAAGAUUUGGGUCAACCUCAGGCGCUACUUUCCAGCUCUUCGCCGAAUGUCCUUUACCUCAGAACAGAUUAAUUCAGAAAAGAACGUCAUGAUGCUAGACACCCUCAUUCACGCUGAAUUCGGACAGUUUAACCUCAUUUUUGAGGCAACCGGAAUUACGCACCAAUAUCGAAUCAAGACCUUUCCAGGAAUUCCGACCAGGUCAAUAGAGGGUUUACCUAGAAAUCGGCUUGUUAAGUUUCGAGUUCAUAAAGGAAGUUGGGAACUUCCACACCCUAAACUUCUCGAACUCCACGCUUCCAUUGGAAACUUCCUACACAUGAGUGGCCAGGCGGAGAUAAUUGACAAGGUUUUAAGGGAUUUUGAAGAUUGUGGUGGGCUUGCCCCAAAUGGAAGCACCAACAUCGAAGACCUUUUUGCAGUGAGCAGCCUCUCACUAGUACCCUCGAAUAUCAACGAAACUCCCGAUUCCCAAAGGUCUGCAGAGAAGCAACGUCCUUCGGAGAAGCAAGAUGCAGCGAGCGGCCUCUCACUGCUAUCCCCGAAUGCCAAUGAAACUCCCGACUCCCAAAGGUCUGCAGAGAAGCAACGUCCUACGGAGAAGCAAGGGUGCCCACGGGCGAAAUCUUCUGACACUGAGAAUAAACCUUGGGCAUACUAA
Penicillium paradoxum is the source of this 1188-nucleotide messenger RNA. Its product is annotated as HNH endonuclease signature motif containing protein. Lineage: Eukaryota; Fungi; Ascomycota; Eurotiomycetes; Eurotiales; Aspergillaceae. The transcript is spliced from 2 exons. The record is from RefSeq and is a predicted model, not a curated record. Bases 1 to 1188 code for a protein of 395 amino acids.